Arvicanthis niloticus (Nile rat) is the source of this 821-nucleotide messenger RNA. RefSeq names its product ubiquitin-like modifier-activating enzyme 1 Y. The record is from RefSeq and is a predicted model, not a curated record. Gene Ontology annotation, biological process: ubiquitin-dependent protein catabolic process; DNA damage response; protein ubiquitination. Gene Ontology annotation, cellular component: nucleus; cytoplasm. Gene Ontology annotation, molecular function: ubiquitin activating enzyme activity. Lineage: Eukaryota; Metazoa; Chordata; Mammalia; Rodentia; Muridae.
AUGGAUAUACCUUUAACCAAUCUAACCAAAGGACACAGAGAUGGGUUUGAGACUGUUGGUUUUGAUAGAUAUGAAGGGCUGGUGAUUGUUGGUUCAUGCUACUUUGUUGGUGGUAGUGAGGAUGAUGACAGCAACUUUCACAUGGAUUUCAUUGUGGCAGCAUCCAACCUCCGGGCCGAAAACUAUGGCAUUUCCCCUGCAGACCGGCAUAAGAGCAAACUGAUUGCAGGCAAGAUCAUCCCAGCCAUUGCAACCACCACAUCAGCUGUAGCUGGCCUUGUGUGUCUUGAGCUGUACAAGGUGGUUCAGGGCCACCAACAACUGGAGUCUUAUAAAAACAGUUUUAUCAACCUGGCUCUGCCUUUCUUUAGCUUGUCUGCACCUCUGGCUCCAGCAUAUCAACAGUACUAUGAUCAGAAGUGGACAUUGUGGGAUCGCUUUGAUGUGCAGGGACUACAACCUAGCGGUGAGGAGAUGACCCUCCAGCAGUUUCUAGACUACUUUAAGACCGAGCACAAGCUGGAAAUCACCAUGCUGUCCCAGGGUGUGUCCAUGCUUUAUUCCUUCUUUAUGCCGGCCACCAAGCUCAAGGAACGGUUGGAUCAGCCGAUGACAGAGAUCGUGAGCUGUGUGUCAAAGCGAAAACUGGGCCAUCACGUGAAGUCCCUUGUGUUUGAGCUGUGCUGCAACAGUGAGAGUGGAGAUGACGUCGAGGUUCCCUAUGUACGAUACAUCAUCCGCUGAUCUCUUACUGUCUCCAUUCUUUCAGUUCUGUCAGUAUAUAUCAAAACCUUUCUAGGUAUGAUAAAACCUUAGUUCAC